Diprion similis is the source of this 1141-nucleotide messenger RNA. RefSeq names its product polyadenylate-binding protein-interacting protein 2 (gene Paip2). Lineage: Eukaryota; Metazoa; Arthropoda; Insecta; Hymenoptera; Diprionidae. Gene Ontology annotation, biological process: negative regulation of translational initiation. Gene Ontology annotation, molecular function: mRNA regulatory element binding translation repressor activity. The coding region runs from base 286 to 747 and encodes 153 amino acids. The transcript is spliced from 4 exons. The record is from RefSeq and is a predicted model, not a curated record. Gene Ontology annotation, cellular component: cytoplasm.
AAAUAGCUUAGGAUUCAUCCGUUGGGAUUAAUUAUCAACGUCUAUUAAUUCAGCGUUGUUGAAUAAGUCGCAGGCGGUACUUGUUUUGACUAACUUGUUGUCCCCAAUUCGUAUUAUCCUCCGUACGUUUUUCGAUGGUUAAUACAUAGGUGGCAGCACCGUACGGAUACGCUGCACCGCUAAUUCGUGCUUUGUGACACGUAUUUUACCUGAAUAACUGCGUAAUUCGUAUUUUAGACGAGAUAUUUUGAGGAACGGAUUGUAAGUGUUGAAUACAAAACUGGCAUGAAAAUGAAGAUUCCAACCGGUGGUUCAGGGAACGGCUAUUAUGGCCAUGAUAGUGGGGUCAUCUCAUACCUUGAUACUGUCGAAGCCGACGCCGAUGUCCAGGCUGCGGGAGAUGGAGACUUUUCCGAAUAUAUGUGGAUGGAAAACGAAGAAGAAUUUGACAAACAGGUACUACAGCAGCUUGAAGAGGAGGAGUUGAUGGAAGAAUGUCUCGAAGCUAUGUUGGAAGAGGAAAGGCAGCAUCAGAGAAAUCAAAACUCUGCCGCUUGGUCUACUGCCACCAGUACUGUGGAAAACAAUGGUAUUGAUCUCUGCCAGCAGCUAGGUGGCCUUCGAGUGCACGAUGACCUCGCCAAGCAGAGUACAUUGAAUCCGGAUGCAGCUGAAUUUGUCCCAGCUUACAAACCAGCAGUAACAUUGGUAAGCGGACAAUCAGAGGUUGCUACCGAAUCGUCGUAGAGACCCUCCAUAAUCUUGUUUACAGCAGACAUAAGCCUAGAGGAGGUCAAGGAGAUGUCCGGAGUCAACCUGCCACAGUCUAUAAUUUUAGCCGGAAGAUAUUGGGAUUGUGCAUGAUGGCGACUACUGUUACGUACAAAUAAACAAAUGAAUAGAUAAUACAUGUGACACGAAAGGAUAUGGUUUCUGUAGAACGUGAAAUUAACAACAACAGGUUCAUGUAAUAUUAAGAGAAAAGCGUAAUUUGUUUGUUUUUGAUACAGAACAGGACACAUUACGAAACCCUAUACAUAUAUCUCUGAAAAAACACAGUCUACGGUUUAUUUUUGUAGGAUUAUCGUCCAUUUCACUAUAGAUUACUGAGGUUACGAUAGUGUUUAAAAUGCGUUUUUUU